Molecule: messenger RNA, 3012 nt
Organism: Ictidomys tridecemlineatus (thirteen-lined ground squirrel)
Lineage: Eukaryota; Metazoa; Chordata; Mammalia; Rodentia; Sciuridae
Source: RefSeq, a predicted model, not a curated record
UUCCCCACCUCACUCCUGGAAUUGGGUUAAUAAGAAAGAGCAGUUGUGGAUCAUCAGUUGAAACAUUUUGUGAAUCUUCUUUCCCUGCUUGUUUAUUAUGCUCAGUGACUAUUCUUAAAAGGCAUAGUCUUUCGUAAUCUUUGCUGGGGACCUGUACUCAAGGACCAUUCUUUUAGAGAGGACCCUGAAAGCCAGGGGUGGGCACAUAAUGUGGUGGUGGUAUCAUGUGCUUUGCUGGUAACUCUCAGUGACAGUAGAAAGUCAGUGAACCUCAGACCAGCGCCAGUUUCUCACUCUCCUGGGACAUAAUAUCAGUGAAACAGAUGUUAGGUAGCUGACAUUUGACAUCAAAGCCUGUCAUUCUGAUCUCUUCCUUUUUGGUAGUUUCCUCGCUUCCUCUAUUAUUCCCCUUGUUAGGAGAUCCAGGUGCUCCAAAACUGGCUAGAUAAUUGAGAGCUUUUGAUUUCUUCCUUGUCCACCUUUGUUCUUUUUGCCCAAUGGAAUCUGUGUGUCUGCCACCUUGUACCUUGUGAUAUUUUCCUGGCGAACUCCUCAGGAUGAGCAGCAAAGGAAAGAGGUUAAAAAGGACAGUCCUAGCAAUACCACCAGCAACACCGGCAACAGUGGCAGUGGUACCAGUGUGAGCACCACCACUGGGGAGACAAGCAAUGUUCACUUUACAGUGUAGAUUUGUGGAUCAGUCCUAGCAUCGAUAUAUUUCAUUUGAAUAAAAUAGCAAGAGGACCCCUGAUUUGGAAACACCAGCUUUUGCUUGGCUUUGGGGGGAAAUUGGCCACUUCAGAUGACUGACAGCAUUCAGGGCUCUGUGAAGAAGAGGAGUCGGAGUCAUAGUAGAAGCAGGGAUAGAAAGUGCAGUCGUAGCCGAGACCGGCAUAGACGGAGAAACAGUCGUAGUCGAAGUCGAGAUCGGCAGCGUCAUCACCGCAGCCGCAGCCGUAGCUGGGAUCGGCGACAUAAUAGUGAGUCGCGAAGUAGAGACCGGCGACGUGAAGAUCGUGUGCGCUAUAGGAGUCCUCCACUUCCCACUGGACGUAGGUAUGGACACAGUAAGAGCCCUCAUUUCAAAGAGAAGAGCCCGGUCAGGCAGCCAAUUGAUAAUCUGAGCCCUGAGGAGCGUGAUGCCCGCACAGUUUUCUGUAUGCAAUUAGCUGCCCGUAUCCGGCCUCGAGACCUGGAGGACUUUUUUUCUGCUGUUGGCAAGGUUCGUGAUGUGCGUAUCAUCUCAGAUCGGAACUCACGUCGUUCUAAAGGCAUUGCGUAUGUGGAAUUCUGUGAAAUGCAGUCUGUGCCACUGGCCAUUGGGCUGACUGGGCAACGACUUCUGGGAGUACCUAUCAUUGUACAGGCCUCACAGGCUGAGAAAAACCGAUUGGCAGCCAUGGCCAACAAUCUGCAGAAGGGUACUGGUGGACCAAUGCGCCUCUAUGUGGGCUCCCUGCACUUCAAUAUCACUGAGGACAUGCUCCGGGGCAUCUUUGAGCCUUUUGGCAAGAUUGACAAUAUUAUCCUGAUGAAAGACUCAGAUACAGGCCGUUCUAAAGGUUACGGUUUUAUUACGUUCUCUGACUCUGAGUGUGCCCGGCGGGCCCUGGAACAGUUGAAUGGUUUUGAACUUGCUGGUCGACCUAUGAGGGUUGGCCAAGUGACUGAGCGGCUGGAUGGUGGCACAGACAUCACUUUUCCUGAUGGGGACCAGGAGCUGGAUCUGGGAUCAGCAGGUGGACGUUUGCAGCUUGUGGCCAAACUGGCAGAAGGCUCUGGAAUCCAGCUGCCAACCACAGCUGCUGCUGCUGCUGCUGCUGCCCAAGCUGCUGCCUUACAACUGAAUGGAGCAGUUCCUUUGGGGGCCCUGAACCCAGCAGCUCUGACUGCUCUGAGUCCGGCUUUGAACCUUGCCUCCCAGGCAAUUGCAUCCCAGUGCUUCCAGCUUUCCAGCCUCUUUACCCCCCAAACCAUGUAAAUCAGUGGCACAGCACACUACCUCUCUGUACCGUCUGGGUCCUGCCACUCUCUUCUCCUUCUACUGCCCUGUCUUCCAUUUGUGGACCAAGCCAUCCUGAGGCAUGGACAUUGAUUCUGGAGGAACUUGGGGCCACUCUUAAGACAACAAGAAGAGCUCCUGCCCAUGCCCCACUGGGAAUGGACUCUGCUGAGCAAAGCCCCCAGUUGAAGAGAACAAUCUACACCUGCAUUGAACACUUUUGUCUUUGUGUAUCUUUUCCCAAGACCACCUUCUUUCCCUUUCCCAUUACCUCUUAGUGAUUCUUCCUCCAUUGGGAAGGCCAUAGGGUAUUAACUAUAGGACCUAACCUCUCUUCCUAUAUUUUUACCCUAUGAACUAUCACAGGAUCUCUGAAUAUAGAGGACAUUGGAGUUACGGGGUGCACUUUGAAGGUGCUGGACUUUUGCUUUAAGGACCCUGGCAGAUAGCAUGGAUAUGGACAUGCACAUUAUGACACCUGGCUCAGGCCUCAGCUUAAUUAUAGCUUGAAGCCAGAACUACUACUGUAGGCUCAGCAUCUUAUUGGGAGGCACAGUAGUGAUCUAUCCUGCCAGGCAAUUGGGAUUGAAGCCUCAGGGGCUUUCAGGAGUUUAAGUAAAAGGUAGGAUACCUUUCCAUCUUCCUUUGUACACUUGUCCUUCUUCUCAAGUCCUCCCUUUGGCCUAGGGUGUGAGGAUGGAGGGGAGGCUGCUAUUUUCCACCACUUCCUAUGUGCCUCUACUGAUGUUUCAACCCUGGUGGUUAAAGCCACUCCCAUCCCCUACCUGAGUAUGGGUGAGCCCUUCUCACUUGAUUUUAUAUCCUUGUGUCUAUGUACAUAUAAAAGAAAAAAUUAUAUAUAUAUACAUAUAAACUUUAUAUAAAAGCCAAUCUCCCUGUUGUGGCUGCUGCUGUCCAUGCGGUCUCAGUUAGUGUGUUGUUCUGAUGUUAAACUUCGGAGCCAAAACCAUGAUGGUUCCAGGGAGAUAUAUAAAACUUUUAUAAUACCA